Messenger RNA from Plasmodium cynomolgi strain B, 647 nucleotides. RefSeq lists its product as hypothetical. Lineage: Eukaryota; Apicomplexa; Aconoidasida; Haemosporida; Plasmodiidae. The annotation marks the transcript as partial. The record is from RefSeq and is a predicted model, not a curated record. The transcript has 2 exons.
GUGAUAAAAUAUACCCUUUAGUAUUAGAAACGAAUGUGUUUUCAACAAUUAUUAAUAAGACGAUUUAUAAACAACUGAAUGAUAAUAAUAUAGUAGGUUUUACGGUGUGUCCUGGUCAUUAUAACCUAAUUGAUCUUCAUAGAUUUAAAAAGUAUAAGUUGCUAUUUGAUUAUUCUAAGGAUUAUCGAUAUAUUGAGGAACAUACUUCUCGUGGACAAACUCCAUGUGAUAACUAUUAUAAGAAUUACAUAAACGAAUAUAUUAGUGAAAAUCCAAACGAAACAUUAUCCUCAUUUAGCUGUACCCUAAGUAAGAAUCACGAAACAAUUUUAGAACAACCUACAGCACAUGAAACACAGGAACAUGUGCAACAUCAAGAUAAUGUAGAGAUUACAAAAGCACAGGAUUCCGUUAUUCAUCACAAUACAGUAGAUGGUUCCACUUUAGGAAGGGAGCCUAGUUCAGGAAUUCAUCAAAAUAUAGAAAACAUGCAUCCAGUUUCAAUAGAAAACAAUGCUGAAGGUGGACACUCAAAAAGUAUCACAAGUUCAGCUGUUCCACUAUUAGGAGUUCCUUUUAUUUCUUUUCUACUAUAUAGGGUAACUGGAAAUAUAAUUAAAAUCCACAAAAUCAUAAUUUUCAUAUAA